AUGUCCGCGGCAGGUGACGCGCCCGCUCCGUCUCAGGUCGGCGGAGCGUUCGGCUCUCCACUCACCUGCGCAGAUGACCUCUGGCGCAUCACCAAACUGUGGGACGAGAGCGGCUCGGGCGUGCGCGCCGCCCUGCUCGCCAGCUUCCUGGGACGCUUCAGCUCCGAGCCGGCAGUGGAUCUGGAAACUGCGCUGGUCGGAGGAGCCAGUUUACUCCUGGCGCGAUUCGUGGCCGCGCUCCGGCUCAACGGGUCUCACUUUAGCGGCGGAGGGGUGACCGGCUUCAGCACACCGCUGUCGCCCCUGCUGGCUGCACUACGGGUGUUCCUCCGCGCGCAGCAGUGUCAUCGGUUCGCCGCUGAAGCCCUGGAGGCAGGCGCUCUGGACGCGCUUCUCGCCACUCUGAGGCGUGCGAAACUGCGUGCGUCGCACGCGGACGCGGUGCUGCGCACGCUCUCUCUACUGCUCGCAGCGGGGAGGAGGUUCAAAGAAGCGUUUGUCGUCGGUGAUGGCCUGCGUGUGCUGUGUGAGCUGCUGGGCCGAAGACAGGUCUCCACACCGGCUGUAGCCGGGCGCGUAGAGCGACUGCUGAUGCAGCUUCACGAAGGAAACCCACGAACCGUCGAGCAGCUCGCUGAAUUCAUGUGUCAGCUCACAGAGUCCACUGAAAGUCAGGCUCAGCUCGUGGCCUGCCGGCUGCUGGCUGCCGUGCUACCGCGCGUGCCGGACCACCAGCGCGCCGCUGUGGCUCCUCUCCUGGCCCUACUGCGUCACCCAGACGUCAACCUACACGUAGAGGUAGCUGAGGCGCUGCGAGUCCUCCUCAACACCAGCGCACGUAACGAUGUGAGUCACAGACGGAGGCAGCGCGACUCCUGCGCCGCCUGGCUGCGAGGCACGAGGUACGGGUUCGCCUGGAGGCUACACUGGGAGCCGGACAGCUCGCGAGGCUGCGGCAGGACCCUCGCCGGUUCGCCACGGAACUGA
Amphibalanus amphitrite is the source of this 987-nucleotide messenger RNA. Its product is annotated as armadillo-like helical domain containing protein 1. The coding region runs from base 1 to 987 and encodes 328 amino acids. Lineage: Eukaryota; Metazoa; Arthropoda; Thecostraca; Balanomorpha; Balanidae. The record is from RefSeq and is a predicted model, not a curated record. The transcript is spliced from 2 exons.